This is a messenger RNA of Clupea harengus (Atlantic herring), 2053 nucleotides long. RefSeq names its product translocase of outer mitochondrial membrane 40 homolog, like (gene tomm40l). Gene Ontology annotation, cellular component: mitochondrial outer membrane. Gene Ontology annotation, molecular function: transmembrane protein transporter activity. The transcript is spliced from 10 exons. NCBI's taxonomy places the organism in Eukaryota, Metazoa, Chordata, Actinopteri, Clupeiformes, Clupeidae. The record is from RefSeq and is a predicted model, not a curated record. Bases 131 to 1189 code for a protein of 352 amino acids. Gene Ontology annotation, biological process: protein import into mitochondrial matrix.
UGGCUAGCUAGCUAGCUAGCUAGCUAGCUAAUUCAUUGGUCAUAGCUAGCUACCAAUCCUUGGAUAGGUGAUGUCUUGCCAGAAAGCUUGCUGGUUACGUUGGUUUGGCAUACCCUGUUUGUGUCUUUAAAUGGCUUCCAUCUUUUCUAGUCAUGUUGGCAUGGGCAGUGUUUUGGCUGCCAGUUCCCCAAGCCCUCCAGUGCCCCCUCCGGGCGGCAGUCCUGGUGCGGCAGGCCUUGUGUCUAUGCCCCCGGGCUUCACCAUGCCCCCUGUGUCACCGGUCUCACCCACUGGAGCCCCCACAGCCGAGUCUGAGGAGACUGAUCCCCCGCUGCCCAAUCCGGGAGCCUUUGAGGAGUGCCACCGCAAGUGCAAAGAGGUCUUCCCCAUGCAGAUGGAAGGAGUGAGACUCACGGUUAACAAGGGACUUAGCAAUUAUUUUCAGGUGAAUCACACCGUCAUGCUGAGUACCCAGGGUGAUUCCAGUUACAGAUUUGGCGCCACCUAUGUGGGCUCCAAGCAGAUGGGUCCUGCUGAGUCCUUCCCGGUGAUGGUGGGUGAUAUGGACAACAGUGGUAGUCUAAAUGCACAGGUCAUCCAUCAAGUCACAGAGAGAAUACGUUCCAAACUGGCCUUCCAGACACAGCAGCAGAAGUUUGUCAACUGGCAGGGAGAUGCCGAGUUCCGAGGCAAAGACUUCACAGCUGCCAUGACAUUUGGUAACCCAGAUGUGCUGGUGGGAUCUGGUAUUAUUGUAACCCACUAUCUGCAGUCCAUCACUCCAUCUCUGGCUCUGGGGGGAGAGAUGGUGUAUCACCGGCGGCCUGGAGAGGAAGGCACAGUCGUGUCUCUUGCUGGCCGCUACACAGGCAACAACUUUAUUGCCACAUUGACACUAGGGGGCGCUGGAGCGCAUGCAUCCUAUUAUCACAAGGCUAAUGACCAGCUCCAGCUAGGCGUGGAGUUUGAGGCCAGCACCCGAAUGCAGGACACCAGUGUGACCUUCGGCUACCAGCUGGACGUGCCGAAAGCAAACCUGCUCUUCAAGGGCUCAGUAGAUAGUAACUGGGUGGUGGGGGCGGCGCUGGAGAAGAAGCUGCUGCCGCUGCCUCUGUCUCUGGCCCUGGGAGCUUUCCUCAACCACCGCAAGCACAAGUUCCAGUGCGGCUUUGGCAUCACCAUCGGCUAGAGGAGGCCACCCUGGUACAGCCACCUCCAAACCUCAAGGACUCUCGGGCACUCAGCUGCCCCUCUGACUGACUGACUGACAGACAGACAGACAACUAGACAGGACAGAUGCAACCACAACCACAUAUUGACCGUACAAACUGGUAGCAAAGUCUCUCUCUGAUAGUGCUGCCCCUCCCUCCCUCCCCCCACCCCAACCCUAAAGCUGUUUCGUCUCCAAACCCAUGGGCAGAGCUCCGUCAUUGCAACAUCUCUUUUUAUUUUGCCCCCCACCCUCCUCAAGGAGCCCUAAAGAUGUGAAGGAGACCGCCAUCCUCUUAUUCUUCUUAUUGGUUGCAGUACUACUGGGGACUUUAAAUUCAGCGAAAUGAGAGUAAUAUUGCCUGCACUCUCAAUGUGUCAAGGACCUGACAUUAUGUCUGCAACUGUCCCUGUAAUGAAUGGAUAUGUACUACUGUGAUCAGAGGGUCAGGUUGGGAACAACCAGGGAUGGGAUCAGACAGAUUGAAGGCUGGAGAUUUUACAGCAAGGAGCUCAACUACAUACACCUACAAAAUCUGAUAGUUAGAGUAAAACACACUCACACACACGCAUACAUACCAGAUGCUGUCCAGUUACAUCAUUUUUAGUAUAACAGUUUUGUUAUCUGUUUCAUCAGAUUUUUUCAGUCUGGUUUUUUUUCCCCUCCUAUUUUUUUGUAUUGUUUGACCUUGUGCUCUGCAAUGUUCUACUGGUAGUUUGAUUUUUACAAGCUUUUUUUUCCAUCAUGGCAAAUAUAUAUGACCUUAUACAUAAAUAUGUAUAAAUAUAUAUGUUACCUGUACAUAUCUGUUGGGGAACAAAGAUAAAUGCAGUUUCUUAUCAA